This is a messenger RNA of Naegleria lovaniensis, 1680 nucleotides long. RefSeq lists its product as uncharacterized. Gene Ontology annotation, molecular function: oxidoreductase activity; flavin adenine dinucleotide binding. The record is from RefSeq and is a predicted model, not a curated record. Bases 1 to 1680 code for a protein of 559 amino acids. The transcript is spliced from 2 exons. Lineage: Eukaryota; Heterolobosea; Eutetramitea; Acrasida; Naegleriidae.
AUGCAAAACUCAUGUACAUCCGUCGUGAAUAAGGUUGUCGUUGUUGGAGGAGUUGCUGGAGGCGCCUCUGCUGCCACUCGACUUCGAAGAAUUUGCGAAAAGGUCAACAUUGUCUUGUUUGAAAAGGGAAAGAAUCCAUCUUUUGCAAAUUGUGGAAUGCCCUAUUACCUUGGAGGUCAAAUUGCAUCCAGAGACAGUUUAAUUGUUACCGGAGUAGAUACUCUCAGAAAGAGAUAUAACAUUGAUCUUCGUAUUGAAACAGAAGUGCUUGCUAUUGACCGAGCACAAAAACAAGUGUUGUGCAAGACACCACUUCGAGAAUAUUCAGAGUCAUAUGACAAGUUGAUUUUGUCAACUGGAGCUGAGCCAAUUAUUCCACCAUUGGAAGGAGUGAAGAAUCCAAAUAUUCACAUUUUACGUUCUCUCGAAGAUAUGGAUCGAAUUAAGCAACAUGUUAAACCUGGAAAGAGAUGUGUGAUAAUUGGUGCUGGGUUUAUUGGAUGUGAGGUUGCUGAAGCAGUCACCCAUGCUGGUGUUAAGGUUAGCAUUAUUGAAUUACUAGAUCAAGUCAUGCCACCAAUGGAUAAGGAAAUGGUAACUCCUCUCCAAAAUGAUUACAGAUCGAAUGGUGUGGAUUUGUUGCUUCAAGAAAAGUGUGUCAAAUUCUCAGAAGGAGAGAAUGGUAGUGUCAAUGUCCAUCUCGAAAGUGGAAAAAUUGUGAACGCUGACUUUGUUCUUCUCUCCGUGGGUGUCAAACCUGAGAAUAAGUUAGCUGUUGAAAGUGGAUUACAAGUCGGUCCUCGUGGUGGUAUUGUGGUCAAUGAACAUUGUCAAACCUCAGAUCCUGAUAUUUAUGCAUGUGGAGACAACACUGAAAUUGAAGAUUUUGUGUUGAAGAAUAGAACUCAAGUUCCGUUAGCUGGAAUUGCCAAUAGACAAGGAAGAAUUUGUGUGAAUCACAUCUUUGGUAAAACACCAGAUAGUUUCAGAGGAGCUCAAGGAACAUCCAUCAUGGGAGGAUUUAAUUAUACUGUGGCUAGCACUGGAGCAAGUGAAAAAUCUCUUCAAAGAGCAGGAUACACUUCCUAUGACAAGGUCUACACUCCAAUUAACGAUCAUGCUGGAUAUUACCCUGGUGCCAAGAGAAUGAUCAUCAAGUUGAUCUUUGAUACCUCUAAGGAACGAUAUGGAAAGAUUCUAGGAUGUCAAAUUGUUGGCGAACACAACGGAAUUGCUAACAGAAUUAAUGCAGUAGCCAUGGCCAUUCAAGCUGGAAUGACUGUGUUUGAUCUUGAAGAAUCUGAGCUUGCUUACUCACCACAAUAUGGCUCAGCAAAGGACCCUGUGAAUAUGAUUGGUUUUAUUGCAUCAGGUGUCUUGAGAGGAGAGCAACGAAUGGUUCAAAUUCCUCAAGUGUUGGCCAAUCGAAGCGAUUAUUAUUUGGUUGACGUGAGAACACCUAAGGAGUGGCAAUCUGGUCAUUUUGAGGACGCUGUCCACAUUCCAAUCGAUGAUUUGAGAAAUAGACUCUCUGAGCUACCAAAAGACAAGAAGAUUGUGACCUAUUGUAGAAUUGGAAUGAGAGGAUACAUGGCUCAAAGAAUUUUGAAUGAAAACGGUUUUGACAAUGUCCUUAACCUUGCAGGCGGUUUUGAAACCUAUGAGAGGCUCUACAAGUAA